CUUUGCUCAUUUGUUCAAUUGCCUUUUCUUCGUUUUCAAACUCCAUUAUGUAUUUGGUUGUGAAUCCGAUAAAACCCAAAUUGAAAGAUCCCUUGAAUAAAGUGAUUAUUGCUCUUUCAUUAGUCAAAACUUCUCGUUUUGACAGUUCCAACUAUGAGUGCACCUAGUAGGUUGUCGACACCUUUAAGGUCACCUUGUUCAUCGCCAAACUCGACAUCAAAACGUGAGCGUUCCUAUUCCCCUCGCUCAACGACAGGAACACCACAAACUCGCUCUUCCUCUAGCUCUCAACGCUCUUACUCACCUCGCUCUCGCUCGAGGUCACGAUCUUACUCGCCUCACCAUCAUCGACGAAGGUCGCCAUAUUCACGCUCCCGUUCAAGAUCAUAUUCUCCUUCAUUUCGUUAUAAUAGUCAAAGAAGUAGGUCUAAAAGCCGAGGAUACCGACGAUAUUAUUCCCGAUCGCCACCACCAGGCCCACCACCUCAUCACCAUCAUCGUUUGCGAAGAUCACCUCCUCCACGAAGAUUCAGAUCAAGAUCUCCACCACCGUCAGUACUACCAUAUAGGCGCAGCAGACCUCCACUACCCCCCGCUACCAAAAAAGAUUGUAGGGUUUACGUUGGUAACUUACCGUUUGACGUAUCAUGGCCUCAACUGAAAGAUUUUAUGAAAGAAGGUAACGAAAUCUACUAGUAUGGUGUUGCGAAGUCACUAAUCAUUCUUUCUGAUUGUAUGAAUAAUGGUGGUUCUCUUCGCUUUUUUUGCAGCUGGGCCUGUGGUUCAUGUUGAUGUAUUAAAAUCGUUCAGUGGUAGGCCAAAAGGCUGCGGGUAAAUAGUCCAAUAAAGCAACUCUGAUCUUUUCUAUUUCUAUUAUUAUCAUUUCUUAAUUGUUAAUGUAUCAGUAUUUUUCUAGUGUUGUAGAAUAUCAAUACCCGGAGGAUGCUAGAAGGGCUAUACGUACAUUGAAUCAAGUGGAA
Molecule: messenger RNA, 980 nt
Organism: Mycotypha africana
Lineage: Eukaryota; Fungi; Mucoromycota; Mucoromycetes; Mucorales; Mycotyphaceae
Exons: 1
Coding region: 154-696 (180 amino acids)
Molecular function (GO): nucleic acid binding
Source: RefSeq, a predicted model, not a curated record